CUGAGCCCGGGCCUGGGCCUGAGCCUGAGCCUGAGCCUGGGCCUGAGCCUGGGGCCUGGGGCCUGGGCCUGAGCCUGGGACCGGGACCGGGACCGGGACCGGGACCGGGACCGGGGGGCUGAGGCGAGGAGGGAGCAGCGGUGAGGAGCGGCGCUGGAGGGAUCCGAAAGGAACCUCGGUCCCAGCAGAGUUGUCUCCAGGAGAUCCCGGAUGGCUCCGGUUAAAAUCAGCUACGUCGUGUCCUUCUCUUCGCAGGACCCCAAGUACCCGGUGGAGAACUUGCUGUGUGAGGACAGCCUUCGUCCCUGGCUCGGCUGCCCCCAGGACCGCAGCAGGCAGCUGAGAGUGGAGCUGCAGCUGGAGAGAGCCAGUCCCAUCGGCUACGUGGACGUCGGCAACUGCGGCUGCGCCUUUCUCCAGAUCGAGGUGGGACGUUCCUCAUGGCCGCUUGACCGGCCCUACCUCACCCUGGUGCCCAGCGUCGCCCUGAUGACGCCGGCUGACUCGAAGCUGGACCAGAACCGCUGCGGGGUCCGGAUGUUUAAGGAAGCAGACUUCCUGGCGCCGGCAGUGGGGCAGAAGUGGGACCGGCUGCGGCUCACCUGCAGCCAGCCCUUCAGCAAGCACAGCCAGUUCGGCCUGUCCUUCAUCCGCGUGCGCACGCCGCUGGACCCCGAGCCUCCCCCGCCGCCCCCACCCUCGCAGCAAGGCCUGGAGGAUGCAGAGCCCACGGACGGCCCCUGGCGCUCCAGCCCUGCCUUUUGCCAGACUUUCUUUCCAGAACCACCUUCGAGCUCGAGGGAAGAAGAGCAGCUGAAGAGCCGCCUGCAGCAGCUGGAACCGGGCGCCUGGAGCCCAGCCCACCUCAGCCGCCCAGCGCAGAUGGUGCUGUCGGCGGCGCGGAGCCGGGCGCUGAGGCCCAGAACCAGCACAGGCAUGCCGGGGAGUGACCCAGAGCUGCCGGCCGAGGGCCAGGGAGGCUCUGCGGUGCCAGGGUCUGCGCAGGAUGUCCCCGCAGCGCCCGUGAGAGCCCACCAGCAGGCAGACAGCAGGCAGGGAGCUCCCCGCCCUGCGCGCAGGUCUCUGCCAGCCGCCUCCAGGCGGGCCAGGGCCGGAGGAAGAGCCAGAGCCCGUAGCCACCGAGAGAGACGGGCCAGGAGGGGGGACAGCAGAGGGGACAGCCGACAUGAGGGGACCGGCGUCUGCCCCAUCUGCUCAGGCCGCUUCAGCCUGGAUCUCCUCCCCACACAUGCCUCCCGCUGCGGGGAGGAAGACCCCGAUGCAGCCUGGCCUUCCUCCCUGCUGGCAUUGUCGUCUCCUGACGCCUGGGUGUCCUGCCCCAUCUGCGGGCUGCCCUUCGGUGCGGCGGAGGUGGAGCGGCACGCCAGCACCUGCGGGGAGCAGGCAGGGACGUCGGGCACCCCGUCCCCCCGCACGGGGUAGGGCUGUGAGGACAGCGAGGGGGGACAAACCCCCCCUGUCACGGCGCAGGGGCUGAAGCUGCAUCGCUGCGGCUGUUGGUGACGCCGGACCAGAGCCCUGCCUGCCCCGUGGGGCGAGCUGCUGCCUGCGCUGGCAGAGCCGCGCUGCUGGACCUGGAUGUGCCGCGGCAAGGCGCGGGGCAGGGAUGAGCCCACGCAGGAGCGCCGGCCACGCUGGCAGAGGCGCAGUGGCCCCGGUAAAUUCGUGGCAAGGCUGGUGUGGGGAGGGAGACGCCACUUCCAUCCCCAAGGCCAGGCCUGGGGCAGCACGGGGGUGACCUUGGGGUGUGGGGAAACGCUGUAAUGGUGGGAGUUGCUGCUGGAGAAUAAAUUAAAGGAGAGAAAGAGGAAA
Messenger RNA from Grus americana (Whooping crane), 1833 nucleotides. It is a transcript of the gene XNDC1N, whose product is annotated as XRCC1 N-terminal domain containing 1, N-terminal like. Gene Ontology annotation, molecular function: damaged DNA binding. The transcript has 10 exons. Lineage: Eukaryota; Metazoa; Chordata; Aves; Gruiformes; Gruidae. Gene Ontology annotation, cellular component: nucleus. The record is from RefSeq and is a predicted model, not a curated record. The coding region runs from base 211 to 1443 and encodes 410 amino acids. Gene Ontology annotation, biological process: single strand break repair; base-excision repair.